AUGGAAGGUAUAAAAAUGCGUAAAAAUCUUUUAUGUGAAAAAAUUCAUUUGUCCGAAAAAGAAGUUAUUGUUCAUAAAGCAUAUCGAUUCUUCUCUUGCGGCGAUAAUCUUCUCUCCCAAAUAUUUGCAGCUGCGCACCGUAAAGAAGAAUUAAUUAUUGAUUGGUCAUAA
Diversispora eburnea is the source of this 171-nucleotide messenger RNA. The record is from the annotation of a GenBank genome assembly. Lineage: Eukaryota; Fungi; Glomeromycota; Glomeromycetes; Diversisporales; Diversisporaceae.